Botrytis byssoidea is the source of this 1105-nucleotide messenger RNA. RefSeq lists its product as uncharacterized. The record is from RefSeq and is a predicted model, not a curated record. Gene Ontology annotation, molecular function: oxidoreductase activity, acting on CH-OH group of donors; flavin adenine dinucleotide binding. NCBI's taxonomy places the organism in Eukaryota, Fungi, Ascomycota, Leotiomycetes, Helotiales, Sclerotiniaceae. The coding region runs from base 200 to 1105 and encodes 301 amino acids. The transcript has 2 exons.
CUUGUGAGACAAAUGAAACAAGAAUCACCAAUAUAGAAUCACACGGUACACAAGCAUCAGAGGGAUAUAUAAAGUCGUUCACAACUUUUAUUCCCGAUAGCCAAAACGAUUCCCUACAGCAUCCCACUCAUACCACAGUUCUCUAUUUCAAUACUUAAAGCCCGAGCAUCAAAAUCUGGACCUUGCCCUCGAAAUCAUCAUGACCUCUCAAAAUUUCGACAUCAUCAUCGUGGGAGGCGGCACGGCCGGUUGCAUGCUUGCAAACAGGCUCUCGGAGGAGGGGCGUUACCGCAUCCUUCUUGUAGAAUCUGGAGAAGACCUGACAAGUGACCCUCGAACCAAUAUCCCAUCGUUGGGCCCGCUUCUCAUGGCUACAGAUGCCAACUGGGGCUUUUCGACUGUUCCUCAGGCCAACAUCGGAAACCGCACGAAUUCAGCGAGUGCCGGCCGUUUGCUUGGAGAAUCAAGCGCUAUUAACGGUUUCGCCUUUCUUCCGAACUCUAAAUCAAGCGUUGAGGCCUGGGCCAACCUUGGCAAUUCAGGCUGGAAUUGGGAAGCCUUCUCUAGGUCUAUGGAUCGAUUUACAUUAGCCACAGCCACAUCCACCACGAAUCCCGCUAAAAGCCCUCUCCAGAUUACUAUCCCAGAAGAGGAUACAGAGUGGCCGCGUGUAUGGAGGGACACACUUGCUAGGCUUGGUUUCCCGGUUGCUCAGGAUGGAUUGACUUCUGGCAACAUUCUGGGAAGCUUGAUGGGGGGAGAAACAAUUGGUCUUGACAAGAAGAGAAGCUAUUCAGCUGAGGCAUACUUGGACGAUACAGUUCGGUCAAGAAUUAAUCUCACCAUUUGGACAAAAGCUACUGUCGAUCGAAUCAUCUUCGAAAAUUCAGAUUCCGAUACUCCCAUUGCAGUUGGUAUUACGGUUCGUGACAGUGGAACUGGGACUUUGAAGUCCGUUUUGGCAAACAAAGAAGUCGUUCUUAGUGGGGGCACAAUUAAUUCUCCGCGUUUACUUGGAUUUUCAGGCGUUGGCAACCCAAAUAUUCUGGAGCCAUUUGGAAUUGAAGUCAUCGUUAACAAUCCCAACGUCGGCGAGCACUUGUAA